AUGUGGGAGCAGCCGGAAGAGGAGGAGGCUGCCGAGGAGGAGGAGGAGGAAGCCCCCGAGGAGCCGGAGCCGGUGGUAGAGCGAGAGGAGGAGCGCCCCAAACCAAGCCGCCCCGUGGUGCCUCCACUGAUCCCCCCAAAGAUCCCGGAAGGGGAACGUGUGGACUUCGAUGACAUCCACCGGAAGCGCAUGGAGAAGGACCUGUUGGAGCUGCAGACGCUCAUCGACGUGCACUUCGAGCAGCGCAAGAAGGAGGAGGAGGAGCUCAUUGCGCUGAAGGACCGCAUUGAGCGGCGCCGCGCGGAGAGGGCGCAACAGCAGCGCUUCAGAACCGAGAAGGAGCGGGAGCGGCAGGCCCGGCUGGCGGAGGAGAAAAUGCGGAAGGAGGAGGAGGAGGCCAAGAAGCGGGCUGAGGAUGACGCCAAAAAGAAGAAGGUCCUGUCCAACAUGGGGGCCCAUUUUGGGGGUUACCUGGUCAAGGCAGAACAGAAGCGGGGGAAGCGCCAGACGGGGCGGGAGACGAAGCUUCGCAUCCUGUCUGAGCGGAAGAAGCCUCUGAACAUCGACCACAUGGGCGAGGAGCAGCUCCGGGCCAAGGCCCAGGAGCUGUCCGACUGGAUCCACCAGCUGGAGUCGGAGAAGUUCGACCUGAUGGAGAAGAUGAAGCAGCAGAAGUACGAGAUCAACCUGCUCUACAAUCGCAUCAGCCACGCCCAGAAGUUCCGGAAGGGGGCAGCGAAGGGCCGCCUGGGAGGCCGCUGGAAGUGAGGACGGGGCGGGGCCGCCCCAGGUGCCGGAGUCCUGGGAGUGCCCGUCCC
Eptesicus fuscus (big brown bat) is the source of this 818-nucleotide messenger RNA. RefSeq names its product troponin T1, slow skeletal type (gene TNNT1). The coding region runs from base 1 to 768 and encodes 255 amino acids. Gene Ontology annotation, cellular component: troponin complex. The record is from RefSeq and is a predicted model, not a curated record. The transcript is spliced from 13 exons. Gene Ontology annotation, biological process: sarcomere organization; regulation of muscle contraction; slow-twitch skeletal muscle fiber contraction. NCBI's taxonomy places the organism in Eukaryota, Metazoa, Chordata, Mammalia, Chiroptera, Vespertilionidae. Gene Ontology annotation, molecular function: tropomyosin binding; troponin T binding.